AAAGAAUGAUCUCUCAGACAAAUCGAAAAAGGUCUGAGGGACCAGACCUUAAGGAGGGGGAUAAAGUUUACCUUUGGCGACGAAACAUUCGCACCAAGCGCCAAAAUAGUAAACUUGAUUUUCUUAAAAUCGGACCAUUUAAAGUCAAAAGGAUCAUAGGACCAGUAAAUUAUGAACUGCAACUACCUAAGAGCAUAAAGAUACACCCUAUCUUUCAUAUGUCAUUACUGGAGAAAGCGGAUCCGGAGACUCCCCUCAAUAAGGAAACCGAAUUAGAAGACCCUACCGAGCAGGAAUACGAGGUUGAGAAGAUCCUAGACCACCAGGUCAGAAGACGUCAACACUUCUACCUCAUAAAAUGGAAAGGAUACCCACAGGAAGAAAACACUUGGGAACCGUACAAAAACCUCAACUGUCCGUUUGAGUUAUCACGAUACCAUCGUGAGAAUCCGAUGCACUCAAAACCUCUUGGUUUCCGACAGCCUGAGUGAAAACGGCGAGAUUAUCCGCUAGCUCUCGGAGCUCACCAUCUGUCAGACCACCAUUACGGGCUCUUUCUUCCUCUUCUUCUUGUUCAAGUUCUUCCAUAAGACAGAUUGCCUUUUCUUUCGCUCUUUUCUCGGCAAACUCUAAAAGUACUCGAUUACGCGACAAUCGGCUUUGUAUCUCAGCAAGCUCGGCACUGACUUUCUCUAACCGUUUCAAAUCUUCGUUUAUUGCGGACUUGGUUUUCUCUCUCGUUUUGUCUAAGGACUCCCAAGAUUGGCCAACACAAGGAAUUCCUUUUCGGGUGCAGUUUGCACACCUAGCUCCUUUCGAGGAAGACAUGACAACACAGGUAUAACCGCUCUUGAAACAGUCGAAGCAAGCUUGGGUCGCGAUAUCCCCUAGGCCCUCGAUCUCAGAAAAAAGUCGUUUGCGCCUUAGAGAGGGAAUGGAGGCCAUCUUUGAAUAAGAAAAAGCGGGACUCCUAUAACUAUUUAAGCACUAGCCUAAGCUUGGGACAAGCUUAGUAAGGAGGGGAAUGAUGUUACAAGGUAACAUGGUGAUCACGUAAAGGGAGAGCGAUCAUGUUGAUCAUUCAUGAUCGAGGUGAUCAGUCUGCAUAAGCGAAAGGUUGUGAUUCGCUCAGAAGGAUUGAACGAAUCAGGAAUGCAGUUAGUGAUCAGUCUGAUCAUUCAUGAUCAGAAUGAUCGCUGAGAAUCAGGCAACAAGGACACUGGAACAAAGGUCUAUAUAAACAUCCUGUCCCUACUGGCAUUACACCUCUUUGUGAUUCAACUGUCUAGUUUACCUAGUAGUUAGUUUGAAUACAUUCUCAUACUCUUGAAGCUCAGACUAUUCUAAGUCAUAAACAUAACUAUCUUAUUGUAUUCCUUCCACAAUAAGCUCUUGUUAUACAUUGUUCCUCUGCUCUAGGAAGCUAAACCCUUCCGAAGUGGCUUACAUUAGUGAAGCUAGUCGGUAUCAGGAAAGUAUUCCUAACAAC
Molecule: messenger RNA, 1489 nt
Organism: Verruconis gallopava
Lineage: Eukaryota; Fungi; Ascomycota; Dothideomycetes; Venturiales; Sympoventuriaceae
Exons: 1
Biological process (GO): chromatin organization; negative regulation of transcription by RNA polymerase II
Cellular component (GO): pericentric heterochromatin
Molecular function (GO): chromatin binding
Source: RefSeq, a predicted model, not a curated record